Rhizophagus irregularis DAOM 181602=DAOM 197198 is the source of this 303-nucleotide messenger RNA. RefSeq lists its product as uncharacterized. NCBI's taxonomy places the organism in Eukaryota, Fungi, Glomeromycota, Glomeromycetes, Glomerales, Glomeraceae. The record is from RefSeq and is a predicted model, not a curated record.
AUGCAAGUUUAUUCUUCAUAUUGUUCAAUAUUACAAGCUUUAUUAUUAACUCACAUCCAUUUUUAUAGUUCUGCAUCUUACACUUUCCAAGAAGAAAUUGGAAUUGCUUUAGUGGAAGAUAAAAGUGGCUUUGCAGGCAUUAUAGAAAUAGUCAAACUCCAUGGAAAUGAUGGGCAAGAUUAUAUUUUUACAUAUUGCUUGUUUGAAGAUGUAUCAAGGCGAGAUGAAUUACUUUCAUGCCCAAUAUACCAAUUACAAAUAGAUACUAAUGAUUCUUGUGGAAUAAAUGUAAUAUUAAAUUAG